This is a messenger RNA of Camellia sinensis, 894 nucleotides long. The record is from RefSeq and is a predicted model, not a curated record. NCBI's taxonomy places the organism in Eukaryota, Viridiplantae, Streptophyta, Magnoliopsida, Ericales, Theaceae.
UCUGAUCUGCCCACUGUCUGACCACCCGAAGGUAAUGGAGCAUGGGCCACGAUGCAGCCACCUCGAUUCUCUGCAACCAAGUUGCUCAGUAGGAAAUUGAAGCCCUCAACUUGAUGGAUGGGGUUUCAUCUGGUUUUUGUGCCUAGGAUGAGCACCAAUUUCUGUCACAGAAGAAUCGUGUCCUGAUUGUUUAACCCCGUCAUGAAAUAGUUCAGUUGCUUCUUUGUCAUUUGUAGGCGGGCCUUCAUAAAAGUAUGUGCGUGUAGUCCUUCAGCCCUAAAUGAAAAACACAAUGUAGUCCUUCCUCUUGAAUAUUUGUGAAAUUAUGCAUUUAUCGCUUGUACACAUAAUUGUUUUAAUUGUAAGCUGUGUGAACGAAAUGCAAAAUUUCCAUGUGUGCCCUUUCUUUUGUCUGUUUCAAAAUCUGUAUGUGUUGGGAAAUUCUGCGUGUUGUUGUCUGUGUUUACGCAAAAUUUUAAGGUUAACAGCCACAUGUUGCAGCCGUUUGUUUGUGUUGUUGUAAAUAUUGAUUGCAAUACUUUGCAGGAGUUGUCGUCAUUGCAUCUGAUGGAUAUUGGUCACCUCGCACCAACAAUGGGAAGGAAAAGAUUGAAGACAAUUGCCGAACAACAUAUCCAAAUGUCUGACACUAUCGCUGGCUCUUGUCGAAAGCGGCCAGUUGCACCAUUCAUUUGUUACAGCCAGCAACAAUUCAAGGAAAUGCAAGGGCCAGACAACACUCGACGAAAAAUGGACUCGUUGACGAUGUUGGACAGCGAAGGGUUGUUAUCGGCGGAGGAACAAAAACUUCUUCACUAUGUAUUUGACGAUAGCAAAAAUGAAAUGUAUUGUUUCAUUUACUACUUGCAAAUUUUAAAUGACAGUCCACUAUGA